UGAUGGAACCCGUGUAUACGUGGUAGCCGCUGCAAGAAAUACUUUCUCAAUGUAAUAGUUAAGAAAAGUUUUGUUGUUCAUAUAAACAAUCAUGCUGGACUUUGCCAUUUUUGCCGUUACCUUUGUUAUAAUUUUAGUUGGGGCGGUUUUGUAUCUAUAUCCAUCGUCAAGACGUGUGUCUGGAAUACCGGGUCUCAGCCCAACAGAGGAAAAGGAUGGGAACCUCCAAGAUAUUGUAAACAGAGGCAGUCUACAUGAGUUCCUGGACAGUCUGCACGACCAGUUUGGCCCUGUGGCCUCCUUUUGGUUCGGGGGUCGUCCUGUCGUCAGUUUGGCAGCAGUGGAACAGCUCAAGCAGCACAUGAACCCAAACAGGACCACGGACACUUUUGAAACCAUGCUGAAGUCGUUGCUGGGAUACCAGUCAGGAGGUGGGGGGGCCAGUGAGGCGGUGCUACGGAAAAAGGUGUAUGAGAACGCCAUCAACCACACGCUGAAGAACAACUUCUCAACGUUGCCCAAGCUGGUGGAGGAGUUAGUGGGGAAGUGGCAGUCGUUCCCUGAAGGGCAGCAAACCCCCGUCUGUGGCCACCUCCUGGGGCUGGCCGUGAAGGCCAUCCCUCCCCUCGCUCUGGGGGAGCGCUUCAGAGAUGAUGCUGAGGUCAUCCGCUUCCGCAAGAACCACGACGCAGUGUGGUCAGAGAUCGGUAAAGGCUACUUGGAUGGUUCCCUGGAGAGAAGUACCAGCAAGAGAGGACACUAUCAGAGUGCACGAGCUGAAAUGGAGUCUGUGCUUUUGUCCGUUGCCCGGGAGAGGAAGGCCCAGAGCAGCCAGGAUGUGUUCAUGGACAGCCUUCUCCAGUCCAGCCUCACAGACACACAGAUCAUGGAGGACAGCAUGGUGUUCACUCUAGCUGGAAGUGUCAUCACCGCUAACUUGUGCAUCUGGGCUGUCCAUUUCCUGUCUGCUUCAGAGGAAAUCCAGGACAAGUUGUAUAAUGAGUUUAAUGAUGUGCUGGGAUCUGGACCUGUUUCCCUGGACAAGAUUCCUCAACUCAGGUACUGCCAACAGGUUCUGAAUGAGACCGUGAGGACCGCCAAACUGACGCCCAUAGCAGCUAGACUGCAGGAAGUGGAGGGGAAAGUGGAUGAACAUGUGAUUCCUAAAGAGACUCUUGUGAUCUACGCUCUGGGAGUGGUUCUGAAAGAUGCUGACACUUGGAGCAUUCCUUACAGGUUCGACCCAGACCGGUUUAGCGAUGAAUCGACCGCGAAAAGCUUCUCUUUACUUGGGUUUUCUGGAAAUCAGGCUUGUCCUGAGCUUAGGGUCGCCUACACUGUAGCAACUGUCUUCCUGAGCAGUUUGCUACGCCAGCUGAAACUACACAGAGUCGGGGGCCAGGCGGUAGAGUCCAAGUUCGAACUGGUGUCUACUCCUAAAAAUGAUAUCUGGAUAACCGUGACCAAGAGAUUAUCAAAUGUGACCCCUGAAAUCCACUGAUACAUGAGGAAUAGAGUCAGAGGUUGAUAUAAGCUCAAGUGUGUGAUGUACUAUUUGUCCACGGUUUAAUGUGUGGGCUAUGACCUGUGAUAUGGUAAAUUAACCUACGCAUUGAUCAACUCAGUUAAAAUGUUAUAGGCCCAUCUGCACACUAUCAGACUUAUUGCACUAACGUUCCAGGUGGACUGCUGUUAUAAAACCGCUAUUGAAUGUUGUCAAUGGUAUUUUGCUAACUAUUCACUUGAACACCGCAGUCAAAUUGAAAAGAAAAAAUAAUGCAA
Hypomesus transpacificus is the source of this 1782-nucleotide messenger RNA. It is a transcript of the gene cyp20a1, whose product is annotated as cytochrome P450 20A1. The record is from RefSeq and is a predicted model, not a curated record. Lineage: Eukaryota; Metazoa; Chordata; Actinopteri; Osmeriformes; Osmeridae. Gene Ontology annotation, molecular function: monooxygenase activity; heme binding; oxidoreductase activity, acting on paired donors, with incorporation or reduction of molecular oxygen. Gene Ontology annotation, cellular component: membrane. The transcript has 13 exons. The coding region runs from base 92 to 1501 and encodes 469 amino acids.